Lactuca sativa (garden lettuce) is the source of this 408-nucleotide messenger RNA. NCBI's taxonomy places the organism in Eukaryota, Viridiplantae, Streptophyta, Magnoliopsida, Asterales, Asteraceae. The record is from the annotation of a RefSeq genome assembly.
AUGCUUAGUCCCAAAAGAACCAGAUUCCGUAAACAACAUAGAGGAAGAAUGAAGGGAAUAUCUUAUCGAGGUAAUGCUAUUUGUUUUGGUAAAUACGCUCUUCAGGCACUUGAACCCGCUUGGAUCACCUCUAGACAAAUAGAAGCAGGUCGACGAGCAAUGACACGAAAUGCACGUCGCGGUGGAAAAAUAUGGGUCCGUAUAUUUCCAGAUAAACCAGUUACAGUAAGACCCGCAGAAACACGUAUGGGUUCAGGUAAAGGCUCUCCCGAAUAUUGGGUAGCUGUUGUUAAACCAGGUCGAAUACUUUAUGAAAUGGGUGGAGUAACAGAAAAUAUAGCCAGAAGGGCUAUUUCAAUAGCAGCGUCCAAAAUGCCUAUACGAGCUCAAUUCAUCAUUUCGGGAUAA